ACAUUAAAACACUUCAGGUUUUUCGUACUGUUUUUAAAACCGGUGCCCAAACAGGUCAAUUCUCAUUUUCCAAAAAGUUGCAGUAUUGGAUUCAAGCGUGGGUUGAAGUCGUGAAGAAAUUCCCAAGCAUCAGUUGCGAGGAACUCACAAACAUAAACCAGUAUAAAAUCAACAAAGAGUGCUUGAUUAUUCGGCGAUUGAGUGUGGAUGGCAUCAAUGGCGGAGCCUCUGCUUCAUGAGGAGCACUUUGACGUUCUCACCAAAACUGGUCAAAGGACUGGCCUUUCCAAGCCCAGGGGAGAUGUUCAUAGAGACGGUGAUUACCAUGCUGCUGUUCAUGUGUGGAUUUUUUCUGAGAGUACACAAGAACUGCUUCUUCAACGACGUGCUGACUGCAAGGAUUCAUGGCCAGGGUUGUGGGAUAUCUCCAGCGCUGGCCAUAUAUCUGCCGGUGAUUCAUCCCUUAUAACUGCAAGGAGGGAGCUUCAUGAAGAGCUUGGUGUAAUCCUUCCAAAAGAUGCCUUUGAAUUUUUAUUCGUUUUCCUUCAAGAAUGUGUCAUAAAUGAUGGAAAAUUCAUUAAUAAUGAAUUCAAUGAUGUGUAUUUGGUAACAACUCUUGCUCCUAUACCUCUGGAAGCCUUUACUCUACAGGAAUCAGAAGUUUCUGCUGUUAAAUACAUUUCUUGUGAGGAAUAUAAGAGGUUACUUGCUAAAGAAGAUCCAGAGUAUGUUCCCUAUGAUGUAAAUGGGAAAUAUGGUCAGCUCUUUGAUAUAAUUGCACAAAGGUACAAAGAGAACAUGGAGGAACGCAGUCUAACUCUGCAGAAACAACUUCGUCGUUAUGUUCCUAUUUCUCUUGAGGCAGAGAUGACUGGGGUCACUGAUGCAGACAAGAAAGCUCUGGUUUUACUUGUUCAAGCUGCGACAAUUAUUGAUGACAUCUUUAAUCUGCAGGUUUGGUACAGCAACCCAAUUUUAAAAGAUUGGUUGAAGGAACAUGCUGAUACAUCUCAUUUGGACAAGUUAAAAUGGAUGUACUAUUUGAUCAAUAAGAGUCCAUGGUCCUGCCUUGAUGAAAAUAAGGCAUUUUUAACAACUGCAGAUUCAGCUGUUAAGUUGCUCCCUGAAGCCACAAAGUCUAUAACUGGAUGGAAGGGUCUUGAGUAUAGAGCUGCAUUUCCUUUGAUGAAACCACCUGGGGCAAAUUUCUAUCCACCGGAUAUGGACAAAAUGGAAUUUGAAUUAUGGAAGGGCAGUCUAGCGAAGGAUAAACAAGAAGAUGCAACGGGAUUUUUCAGUGUUAUUAGAAGGCACGGUGAAUUCAUGUUAGAUGCUUCUCUGUCCAAUAACACAGUUGAGGGUACUGAUGAUUUGGUGGGGUCCACUCAUGAUCUAUAUAGCAUUCCUUUCUCUCAGGAGUAUAAGCCUUUCCUCAAAAAAGCUGCCGAGCUACUACAUAAAGCAGGGGACUUGACCGACUCACCUAGUCUGAAGAGGUUGCUACACAGCAAGGCUGAUGCCUUCCUUUCAAAUGAAUAUAUUGACUCAGAUAUAGCCUGGAUGGAGUUGGACUCUAAGUUGGAUGUUACUAUUGGCCCAUAUGAGACAUAUGAAGAUACACUUUUUGGUUAUAAGGCUACAUUUGAAGCAUUCAUUGGAGUUCGUGAUGACCAUGCAACUGCUCAACUUAAACUCUUUGGUGAUAAUUUGCAGGUUUUGGAACAAAAUCUUCCAAUGGAUGAUGUGUACAAAUCAAAAGAAGUAAUUGCUGCUCCUAUUCGUGUCAUCCAACUUGUUUAUAAUGCAGGGGAUGUGAAGGGUCCCCAAACUGUUGCAUUCAAUUUACCAAAUGAUGAGCGUAUAGUAAAAGACCGAGGAACAUCAAUGGUCAUGCUUAAAAAUGUUUCGGAGGCAAAGUUCAAGAAUAUUCUUCGGCCUAUAGCUGAGGCAUGCAUUACAAAGGAGCAACAGAAAUAUGUUGAUUUUGAAUCUUUCUUCACUCACACAAUUUGUCAUGAAUGCUGCCAUGGGAUCGGGCCUCAUACCAUAAUACUCCCAAAUGGUCAAAAGUCUACAGUGAGAUUGGAGCUGCAAGAACUCCACUCAUCUCUGGAAGAGGCAAAAGCUGAUAUAGUUGGGCUUUGGGCACUAAGAUUUCUGAUCGGCCAGGAUUUGCUUUCAAAGAGUUUAUUGAAGUCCAUGUAUGUCUCUUUCCUAGCGGGAUGCUUCCGCUCAGUGCGUUUUGGGUUGGAGGAGGCUCAUGGAAAAGGGCAAGCACUACAGUUUAACUGGGUAUUUGAGAAAGGAGGCUUCAUUUUGCAUCCUGAUGAAACAUUUUCUGUUGAUUUUGCUAAGAUUGAAGGUGCAGUUGAGAGCCUGAGUAGAGAGAUACUUACCAUACAAGCAAAAGGCGACAAACCUGCUGCAUAUGCGCUUCUUGAAAAAUAUGCUAAAAUGACGCAACCAUUGCGAGUUGCAUUGGAAAAAUUAGAAAAUAUUCAGGUCCCUGUGGAUAUAGCUCCUAGGUUUCCCAUUGCAGACAAAAUAUUGGGAAAAAUUGGGUGAAGUUCUUGAAUCCUGUGAAGAAAUAGCUUCUUUACAUUGGUAUUAAUCAGUCCAUGAGUUGGGCAGUAAACAACUGUAUGCCAUAAUUUGUUGUUUGAACCAGGAAUUCCUGUUUGAAUUUGAAUGGUUGAAGGGCAAACCCUCAGCUCUUCCUUUGGACCUAUGGAUGUUGGCAAUGAAAUACAGCCAUAGUUUAUCAA
Molecule: messenger RNA, 2765 nt
Organism: Vitis vinifera (wine grape)
Lineage: Eukaryota; Viridiplantae; Streptophyta; Magnoliopsida; Vitales; Vitaceae
Product: nudix hydrolase 3
Exons: 21
Coding region: 208-2565 (785 amino acids)
Cellular component (GO): cytoplasm
Molecular function (GO): dipeptidyl-peptidase activity
Source: RefSeq, a predicted model, not a curated record